Messenger RNA from Gossypium arboreum, 1047 nucleotides. Its product is annotated as receptor-like protein EIX2. The transcript has a single exon. The record is from RefSeq and is a predicted model, not a curated record. Gene Ontology annotation, molecular function: protein binding. Bases 8 to 751 code for a protein of 247 amino acids. Lineage: Eukaryota; Viridiplantae; Streptophyta; Magnoliopsida; Malvales; Malvaceae.
UGCAACCAUGACUACUCCUCUUCCAAUCUCCUUAUUCCCUUUUCUUCUUCUUAUUCCCGCUAUCUGUUUGUCCUUUUGUCAUGCCAAUUCCAACCUACUUUACAUUCAAAGUGAGAGAGAAGCUCUUUUGAAUUUCAAGAAUCAUCUUAUUGAUCCUUCAAACAGGUUAUCUUCAUGGGUUAAAGGAGGGGAUUGCUGUAAAUGGAUUGGUGUCGUCUGCCAUAACUCAAUAGGCCACGUCAACGAACUGCACUUGGCUCCUCUUUCAGAGCCUGAUGGCUUUGCACCAUAUGCUGAAUGGGAAGCUUACUACAAUUCCCUGCUAGGAGGCAAAAUAAAUCCCUCACUGCUGGAGUUGAAGCAUCUCAGUUCCCUGGACUUGAGCAAUAAUAAUUUUAGCAGCAUACAUAUCCCGAAAUUUUUCGGUUUGCUAGAGGGUUUAACAUAUCUUAACCUCUCUGAUGCAAAAUUUCAGGGAGCAAUUCCUCAUAACCUUGGGAAUCUUUCAAAGUUGCAGUAUCUUGAUCUUGGAGGUAAUGAUCUCAAAUCAAAAAGUCUUCAAUGGGUUUCUGGACUUGCUCCCUUGCAGUACCUUGAUUUGAGUUCUGCGGAUCUUUAUAAAGCAAAUGAUAGGGUACAUGUAACAUUCAAACUUCCUUCUUUGUUAGAGUUGUACUUGUCAGAUUGUGGUUUAGAAGAUGUUCCAUCUUCGAUCGGUGUUAAUUCUUCAAAAUCACUUGGUUGUUCUUGAUCUUUCGGGAACGACUUAUCUUGAUUACCUAAGUGGGUAUUUAGUCUUCAUGGUCUUGUGUCAAUUGAUCUUAGUGAUAGUUCUUUGGAAGGCCCAAUUCAGUUACUUUGGGAACAUCUCGAUUCUUGAAGUUCUUGAUCUUACUGGGAACUCACUCAAUUCAUCCAUACCCAACUUCUUGUACAGUUUAAACCGUCUUCAGUUCUUUAGUCUUAGUGAUAACUGUUGUUCCAAUAGGGUCGGAAGCAUGUAAAUUAUUGUACUAAAAAAUCACACAAAGUUCAAUUCCCAGGGAA